Molecule: messenger RNA, 2415 nt
Organism: Sporothrix brasiliensis 5110
Lineage: Eukaryota; Fungi; Ascomycota; Sordariomycetes; Ophiostomatales; Ophiostomataceae
Exons: 2
Coding region: 1-2415 (804 amino acids)
Source: RefSeq, a predicted model, not a curated record
AUGUCGUCCAAACGUGGGCCAUCGGUCCUAGUUACCGACGCCCGCGAACGGCCACCAAAUCGAGGCGCUCCCAACAACCGACGCACCAACACAUCGUCCUCCCCUUCCUCCUCGUCUUCUUCACAAAGUUCCGCCUCUGGGUCAAUUUCUGGUGGUGCGUCCGGCGCGUCCUCGUCCUCGCCUAGCCAGCGAAGCCGAUUAGCUAUGCGCCACAUCUCGGUCGACAAUGUCCUGCAGCACAAUUCGGAAAUCCCUUCCGGCCAGCCACGGGGCCCACCUGGAGCCCUGCGCAUGCUCCCGUCGUCCGCUCUCUCGGCCGCCGCCUCAGUCGCGCGGCGGCGUGGACUCACAAGACGCAGCAGCAGUUCGUUUGGUAUCAACACGGGCGGCGGUGCAGGCGGGAGUUCUGGUGCUGCAAGUUCAGGUAUGAGCUCGGGUGUCUUGGUGCCGGGCAGCGCGAGCGGUGGUGUGGGUGGUGUUGGCAGUGGCCUCGGCCCGGCCGGCGGACCGCCUCUGCCGCGAACUGGCCUGCCCGGUGUGCCUUCGCGCACGACCAAGAUUUCUGAGAAGCUGGUGCUGCUGCCGGAAACGGCAGACGAAAAGGCCAAGAGCGACGAAGACGACGAGGACGAGGACGGCAACGAGAUCAGAGACGCGACAUGGGCGGCAGCGGUCGCUGGCGACGAGAACGCCGAGGCGGCACGCCGGGCGCUGCAGCGGGCGCGCAUUGCUCUCGAAGAGGCAGCCGAAACCGGCGAAGUUCCGCCGACGGGCAGCAGUUUGUACGACGGCGCCCGACCGCCACGCGAUGAAGAGCUGGAUGUGCUGCGCAAGCGUGGCGGCAUUCGCGGCAAGAGCUACGCCGAGCGCCUGCCCAAGGGCCAGCGCACCGAGAAGGUGGCGCGGCUGACGGCAUACUGCACGGCGCAAGCCUUCAAGAUGCGGGCCACGGCGGAGUUCUUGCGCACACACCACGCGGCUAAGACGAAACUCUACGACGACUGCCUCUAUACGGUGUACCACUUGCCGCUGCUUCCGGGUCACGACGGAUAUCGCGUACGCAGCCGGCCGAUGCUAAAGACGCCUGGCACGGGCAAAACGGUGCUGGACCUGGAAAUAGAGCGCAGCGAGCGGCGGGACGAGCAUAUCGGAUACUUUGAUGACUAUGUAUCACAACAUGCGGAUCAUAACAACGGGAACAACAGCAACGACAACAGCCAUGGUGACAGGGGCGACCACGAUAACGGCCAGCAAAUGAACGGCACUGGCGGUCACGGUGACGUCCACUAUGAGCGCCAGGCCCAGCAGCAAUCGCCAAACGAACAAUCCCCGUCCGAUCAGGAGCAGCAGCAGCAGCAAGCGCUCUACUCCAUGUCGGCGUCGGCCGGCGGACCCGAGAGCCCCAUGCCCACGAUCGCAUCGCCGGUCAACCGGUUAGCACCCGAGGCCAAGCAUUUUGCAGAGAUGUUUGUGUUCUCAUACGGUGUUGUUGUGUUUUGGAACUUUACAGAACUCCAGGAGAAGGACAUAUUGGCGGACCUGGCCUUUGCGGAGGACGACGCGUCAACGUCAACGUCGCCGGGGGCGCGGUCGCUGGUGACACGCCCGCUGGACGAGGCGGACUUUGAGACGGAGGAGUUCCACUUUGAAUACAGCGCCAGCGUGCAGCGCCCACGCGUGUUCAACGACAUGAUCACGUUGCUGCCACGGUCGGACCACAUGGUCAAGCUGACCAUUAGCCACGCGAUUGCGCAGAGCACGAAGCUGUGCUUCUUUGAGGAGAAAAUGUCCGAGACUAUGCAGAACGCCCAGGACGUGCCCAAGACGCUGGCGUUGACGGGCGAGCUCAACAUGUCGCGGACGGAGAUUGUCAAGAUCCUGGGGCGGCUGUUCAAGAACCGCGUCGACAUCAACCUGUCCUCCAACAUUCUGGACGUGCCGAAUUUCUUCUGGGACGCCGAGCCGACGCUGCACCCGCUGUACGUGGCGAUCCGCGAGUACCUGGAGAUCGACCCGCGUAUCCAGGUGCUGAACGAGCGGUGCCGCGUGUUCCUGGACCUGGCGGAGAUUCUGGCGGACAGUGUGGCGGACUCCAAGAUGAGCUCGAUUACGUGGAUCAUCAUCAUUCUCAUUGUGAUCAGCAUCUUGGUGACGGUGACAGAGGUGACGCUGCGGUUCAGUAUUCUGGAAAAGGAAAAGGGCAAGAUCAACAACGGAACCGUUCUGGCGAGCGCACGAUACCUGCUGUCGUCGUCAGCAACGGCACCGCCCGUGGCCCAGAUCCACCAACCGGUCGCGGGUGACACGGACUUGACGCUCGACGAGCUGCGGGCAUGGGCGGCCCAGCUGGAUGCACGGGAGCGGGCAGCUGUCUGUGGCAGCGAUAUCAUCGGACAGACAUUUGCCGGCGUAUGA